UAUGUCUAUGGCUAAUACAUAUACUGUGGUUACGUCGUCAGUUUUGUGCCUGAAGACAAAGGAGUGGUAUGUAUAUAUGUAGUAUUCAGUAGUAUGUUGAGAGAGACGAAAUAAAGGAAGCAAAGAAACAAAGUUUGUAAAGCUAGUAAAGACGGUAACAAGCUCGCAUAUAACUAUUUUAUUAUACCGAACAUUAUUGUUGAGCGUUUGUUGAAAUUGUGUGUAUAAAUACUUGUGAGAAAGGCAUCACUAGAAUUUAUUCCGCACAACAUAUUAUUUUAUUUUUGAGAUAUAUAUGAAUUACUAGACGAGUAAAUUACUAAAAAAUUUUUUUGGUUUAAAUUGUGUGCAGUUACAAAGGAAUGGGUAAUUCCAAAAGUAAAAACGAACAUGAUAAUUAUAACACAAAGUAUAGGCAACCCACUGAUAUAGGCAGUCACAUAGGCAGUGGUUUCAUAAUAAUAAAGAAAGAUGAUACCAUUACGGGUACCAAAAGCGUUCCAUAUAAUUCAUUUAAAAAUAAUCAUGAAGCAUACAAAACUGCCAGUGAAAAAAGAACGCAAGGUUUAUUUCAUGAAUUUGAUAAGUCACAUAACUUAACAUGUAAUGACAAAGUUAAUGUUCAACCUAAAUUUAUGACAGAGAUCUAUGUCAAUAAAGAAAAAUGCAAUAAUGAAAUUCAAACAAUUUAUCUGAAAAAUAAGUCUGCAAUUGAAACAACUGCACCAUCUAAAAUAUCUACAAAAGAUGACUUUAUGACAGAAUGGUUUUCAUGGAAAAAUGAAUUCCUCACAUACAUGAAAUUAAUUGAUCAAGCAGAGAGUAAUAAACAAAAGUGGGGUAUAAUGCUCUUAAAUCGUAUGGGUCCUAUCGGCCAAGAAAUUUAUAGAAGUUUUACAUUUGAUAAGGAUCACACUGAAGGAAACAUAGAUACAUUGCUAAGAAAGUUCGAUUUCUAUUGCAUAUUUGGAGGUAGAAAAAGAGGAGAUGAUGAAGAUAUCGAUACAUAUGUCAAUAAUUUGACGGUAAUGGCGUCAAAAUAUAUGACUAAUACAGAUGAAAUAGUGAAAGAGAAAAUUCUGAUGGAAAUAGACAAAGGUAGAUUUACAAGAAAAGCUGAAAGUUUAAUUUUGGGAUUCUCAUUUCCAUCGUGCAAACAAUCGUUAACUGUAAAAGAAAUGACAUAUAUUUGGAUGUCAUAUGAGAACGCAAACUUCAAGCGAAGUGAGGAAAUCCACAAUUUUUUAGUUAAAAACUGCAAUAAUUGUGGAAGGACACAUAAAGUAAAUAAUUGUUAUGCUCGUGGAAAACGAUGUAAUAAGUGCGGUAAUGAGAAUCACUAUUGGACAAGAUGUCCGUCUCAAUUUUUCGCUAAUUGCUUAUAUUGUGGGGAAGGUCAUUUUGUUCGAGAGUGUCCUGCUUAUCUGAAUGAAUGUAAUAGAUGUAACAGAACAAAUCACUUCUCCUGGAAAUGUUCGAUUGCAAAAAUUUUAAAUUGCAACUAUUGUGGUUUAACACAUAUUGCAUCUAAAUCUGCAUGCCCUGCAAUAAAUACUAUAUGCACUAAGUGCCGUAAAAGAGGACAUUUUCCAAUAAAAUGUUUCAAAAAGUGAACACACACAACAAUUUAGGAGUAUCACCUGAAUAGCGUACUCCUUCCAUUACAUAAGAAGAUGAAAGUUUAUGAUAUAAAUUUUAUAAAAUAUACACAUUAUUUGACAUAUAUUAUUUUGAUACACAUUAUUGUUACAUUUGUGGAUAUAAUGUUAUUUUUUAUAUUAUCUUAUUCUUAUUUUUCUAUGCGAGAUAAUUGAAUAGAAUGAUAUUCAUUUUUUCUAUAAUCUCUUAAAGAAUAUAAAGAUUUAAUAUAGAAGCUAGAGAUGCAGACUGUUCCCGGUAGUGCCGCGAAUUUACCUCGGUGCAGCGCAUUACUAUAGGUACGUUGUCGUGUCGCAAAAAAGAGAGCGUGCGUAAUUGCGCAAUUAAAGGCAGCCACACGAUUACUGAACUCCCAACGAAAAUAUGCCGCAGAUUGAUAUGGAGGAAAACAAUUAAGAUUAUACUUAAUAGAUUUUAAAAAAAGUAUAUUAAUCUUUAUAUCGUUUUAAAAAAUAAAUAUUUUCUUCUCUGUCUUUAUUUUUGUAAAUUUUAAUAUGUUUGAAAAUUAAAUGUCAAAAAAAUUAAAUAAAAAAAGAUUAUGUUUGUA
Messenger RNA from Formica exsecta, 2206 nucleotides. RefSeq lists its product as uncharacterized. Gene Ontology annotation, molecular function: zinc ion binding; nucleic acid binding. The transcript has 4 exons. Lineage: Eukaryota; Metazoa; Arthropoda; Insecta; Hymenoptera; Formicidae. Bases 363 to 1613 code for a protein of 416 amino acids. The record is from RefSeq and is a predicted model, not a curated record.